This is a messenger RNA of Dovyalis caffra, 843 nucleotides long. The record is from the annotation of a GenBank genome assembly. Lineage: Eukaryota; Viridiplantae; Streptophyta; Magnoliopsida; Malpighiales; Salicaceae.
AUGACGACCGGUAAACCAGUAAAGGUGCGUGAAGUCUGGGCAGACAACCUCGUAUACGAAUUUUUUCUGAUAAAGCAAUCAAUCUCUCAGUUCUCAUUGGUUGCUUUGGACACCGAAUUCCCUGGUACUCUCUUUCAAUUAACUCUCGACAAGAGUUUGCUGUCUCAAGCCCCUCCUUCUGUCAACUAUCUUCUCAUGAAGUGCAAUGUUGAUCUCUUGAAAAUAAUUCAACUUGGGAUGACUCUGUCCGAUUCACAAGGAAAUCUUCCAAGUUUAGGAUCAGAAUUCCACUACGUUUGGCAGUUUAAUUUCCGAGAUUUCGAUAUCGAGCAUGAUAGUUACAAUGAAGAGUCUAUUGAGUUACUUGAAUGCCACGGUAUUGAUUUCAAGAAGAACAGAGAGAAGGGUAUUAAUUCCUCAGAUUUUGCAAGGUUGGUUUUGAGUUCUGGACUUGUUUUCAAUAAUUCUUCAAUAAGUUGGAUUACUUUUCAUGGUGCUUAUGAUUUUGGAUUCUUGAUCAAGAUUUUAACUAAACAAAAGCUGCCAUCUAAUGUGUCAUCUUUUUUGGCGCUGAUGAAAUAUUUCUUUGGGGAUCGAGUCUAUGAUACGAAAUUUAUGAUGGGAACAAUUAGGGGUUUGGUUGGUGGAUUGGAGAGGGUGGCUAAGUUACUUGGUGUAGAACGAAUAACUGGAAGUAGGCACCAAGCAGGAUCGGAUAGUCUAUUAACGCUGCAGACAUUUGCUGGCAAGGGUUUACUCGUACACACAUAUAAACGAUUCAUUGGUAGUGCUUCUAAUCCUGGUGAAGGAAUAGCAUAUGGAGUUGGAGUCUCAGGCCAAUAA